GGGGGCGGUGGCGGCGGCGGCCUGGGGAGGCGGCGGCCUGGCUCGGCCUGGCGUGGCCUGUCAGGGCGCGGGCGGCGGCGGCUCCAGCACCAUGUCCCUGCAGUACGGGGCGGAGGAGACGCCCCUCGCCGGCAGUUACGGCCCGGCGGACUCGUUCCCAAAGGACUUCGGCUACGGCGUGGAGGAGGAAGAAGAGGAGGCGGCAGCCGCGGGCGGCGGGGUUGGGGCGGGGGCCGGCGGAGGCUGUGGCCCGGGGGGCGCUGACAGCUCCAAGCCUAGGAUUCUGCUCAUGGGGCUCAGGCGCAGCGGCAAGUCCUCCAUCCAGAAGGUGGUGUUUCAUAAAAUGUCACCCAACGAGACCCUCUUUUUGGAAAGUACCAACAAGAUUUACAAAGAUGACAUUUCAAAUAGCUCCUUUGUGAAUUUCCAAAUAUGGGAUUUUCCUGGGCAAAUGGACUUUUUCGACCCUACUUUUGACUACGAGAUGAUCUUCAGGGGAACAGGAGCUUUGAUAUAUGUCAUUGAUGCACAGGAUGACUACAUGGAGGCUUUAACAAGACUUCACAUUACUGUUUCUAAAGCCUACAAAGUUAACCCAGACAUGAAUUUUGAGGUUUUUAUUCACAAAGUUGAUGGUCUGUCUGAUGAUCACAAAAUAGAAACACAGAGGGACAUUCAUCAAAGGGCCAAUGAUGACCUUGCAGAUGCUGGGCUAGAAAAACUCCACCUUAGCUUUUAUUUGACUAGUAUCUAUGACCAUUCAAUAUUUGAAGCCUUUAGUAAGGUGGUGCAGAAACUUAUCCCACAACUACCGACCUUGGAAAAUCUAUUAAAUAUCUUUAUAUCAAAUUCAGGUAUUGAAAAAGCUUUUCUCUUCGAUGUUGUCAGCAAAAUCUACAUUGCAACGGACAGUUCUCCUGUGGAUAUGCAGUCGUAUGAACUUUGCUGUGACAUGAUUGAUGUUGUAAUUGAUGUGUCUUGUAUAUAUGGGUUAAAGGAAGAUGGAAGUGGAAGUGCUUACGACAAAGAAUCUAUGGCCAUCAUCAAGCUGAAUAACACAACGGUCUUGUAUUUAAAGGAGGUGACUAAAUUUUUGGCACUGGUCUGCAUCCUUAGGGAAGAAAGUUUUGAACGAAAAGGUUUAAUAGACUACAACUUCCAUUGUUUCCGAAAAGCUAUUCAUGAGGUUUUUGAGGUGGGUGUGACUUCUCACAGGAGCUGUGGUCACCAGACCAGUGCCCCCAGCCUGAAAGCGUUGACACACAACGGCACGCCACGAAAUGCCAUCUAGCCUGAAUGCCGGUGGUCGGGGUCUGUGCCAGCUUAUUCUUCACUCCAGGGUCAGAUGCCACGUGCUACAGGACAUGGAAGUUGCCGCUUGUGGGAAUCUGGUGCCUGUUGCACUAGAGACAAGGGGUAGAGUUUCUCAUUUGGAUGAAAACCCCUUCACCAGUGGUGUGCAACUGAAGCUACUAUUUCUUUUUUUUUAAAAAAAUGGCAAAAAAGAAUUCUAUAGACCACAGACCUCAAGUGUCUUUCUCCUCUUGGGGGUCCUACUUUAAGUAGUUGGGAUAUUUUGGACCUGGAGAUAACAUCACUUACCCAUCCUUACCAGAGAAUGUUACUGUCAAUUACCAGUUGAAAAUAAUAGAAAGAACUGAGUUUUUAUAUGCUUCGCUUAGAUUUUCAUUUGAGUAGUCUCUGAAAAUCCUGCCUUGCUUAAGUUCUAACACUGCCUCUCAGAUUUCAAUUUUGGACCUUGCACACCUCAGACCUUCUAAAUGCAUUUGCUUGCUAACUCAGAAGACACAUGGUCUGACUGCAGCAAAGGACAUUCCUGUAUUUGUUUCUGAAGAAAUGAGAAAAUUUUAUGCUGCAUCAAGUCGAGAGCAAGGCUCAACAGUGGCCGCUGCAUUAGUUCCCUCGGAAGUGUUGAAGAACAAACUUUAAAACAGAAGAAAAUUUUUGCACCUGUGUUUUGGGUACCAGAUACCUGGGUUCUUGCUCCCACGUUAGAUAAAUGAUUCUGAUCACUGUAACAAAGGGAAUUAAAAAAAAAUUUGUUUUCCCCGCAAUCUCCUCCUCUUAGGAGGGAAACUCAUUAUGUCACUGAAUUAUGUAGCUCACUUUUCUUUAAACUUGAUACCAGCCCCCACAUUCCUUUUAUUCUGAGCUAUCGAGAUCCUUUAAGAAUUGCUGUUUUGUUGAUCCUGAAUGACCCUAAGGCGCUGGUGGACUGCCCACUGGGACUUGAAGAGAGCACAUGGCACCACGACGUGUCGUUAAACAUACUCCGUCUUCAGUAUUCUGACGCCAAGUGUCAACUGUGGUACUUUCUUCACCUAGGAUAUUAAUUCAUAAUUGUUUCUUUUUGUUGAAGGUUGAUACCCUUUUCCAUUGACUUAAACUUACACGUUAUUUUUACUCCACAUGCCCAGUAGUCAUGUAUUCCAAAGCCACUGGACCACUUGAGUACAUAAGUGCCACUGUUUAAUGAAAUAUGUAUAUUCAGGUCUGUAAACCUAACCGUGUGACUUGGAGUGCUUCCUGCAGACGAUUCUGACUGUUGAGUAUUUACAUGGACCAUGGUGAUAUCCAAAAAAAAAAAAAUGCUUUUAUAUUUAUAGAUUAUUUCAUUGAACUAUAUAAAA
Messenger RNA from Balaenoptera musculus (blue whale), 2651 nucleotides. RefSeq names its product Ras related GTP binding C (gene RRAGC). Lineage: Eukaryota; Metazoa; Chordata; Mammalia; Artiodactyla; Balaenopteridae. Gene Ontology annotation, cellular component: lysosome; nucleus; Gtr1-Gtr2 GTPase complex. The transcript has 7 exons. Bases 92 to 1291 code for a protein of 399 amino acids. Gene Ontology annotation, molecular function: GTPase activity; GTP binding. Gene Ontology annotation, biological process: regulation of autophagy; positive regulation of TOR signaling; cellular response to starvation. The record is from RefSeq and is a predicted model, not a curated record.